AUGGCAAUAUUUAACGCCGAACCAUUAUCAAAUCAAUCCUGGCAAUGCCAUCCAAUGCAAUAUCCAUAUAAGCGAUCAUUGAGCACUUUUGAGAAUUCGGUUUUGACAAACCCAACUUCGAUCACGCCGUCUAAUUCAACCAAGGUAAUAUGGAAAACAUCAACGACGACAAGGCUGAAUUCAGGGUUCUUAAAUCUUGAUUUUGUAAUUACAAAAUCUGAUUCUUCUAUUUCGAGCUCUACUUCCGCACUUUCAACCUCCGCACCUUUAUAUACAACCUACAAUACUCGAUAUAGUUCCAAUUCCUCUGGCAAUGUUACAAAGUCCUUAACUAUUAUUUCAAAAACUUUAACUAAGGUCCCUACUAAAACACUCCAAAAAUUUAUUACUACUACAUCGCAUUCGGCUUCAAUCACAAAUUCAGACAAUGUUUCUGCAUCCACUAUCGGUUUAAUUCUGAAUUCAACUUCUAAAAUUUCCAUCCCUUCCUCUUCUAAAACUACUGUCCUUUCCGUUGUUCCUUCCCCCCAUUCUAAAACCGUUGUUCCUUCUUCUAAAACCGGUUUUCCCUCUUCUUCUGAAACCGGUUUUCCUUCUUCUAAAACCGUUUCUUCUUCUAAAACCGUUUCCCCUUCAUUUGUUACCAGUUCAACCUACACUGCAACUUAUAAAACCAUCUCUCAUUUCUCGGUUCUCUCUUCAGCUCAAAAAACAUCUACUUUAUCAAACACAAAAUCUACUCCAACAAAGUCUAUCUCUCCAAUUCAAACACACACUCCAAUAAUAAUAUCUCACGUGUCCAUCCAAUUUAACCAAAUAUGUACGUUGAGAUUAAUGGAUAUAUUAUUGGGAUGGUUUAAUCCUUUAUUCUUCUUUCUGCUAAGCUGGAUUGUAAUGUUGGAUUUGGAUGAGUAUUGUAUUGGAAGUUUUAAUGGACUAUACGAUAGAGCUAGGAAUAUGAGGCGCGGGUACAUGAUGGUAUAA
Molecule: messenger RNA, 984 nt
Organism: Acaulospora morrowiae
Lineage: Eukaryota; Fungi; Glomeromycota; Glomeromycetes; Diversisporales; Acaulosporaceae
Source: the annotation of a GenBank genome assembly